Molecule: messenger RNA, 4029 nt
Organism: Plasmodium fragile
Lineage: Eukaryota; Apicomplexa; Aconoidasida; Haemosporida; Plasmodiidae
Exons: 5
Coding region: 1-4029 (1342 amino acids)
Source: RefSeq, a predicted model, not a curated record
AUGCCAUAUAUGAAAUGUAUACUGACAAAUAUAUUCAUGAAGAGAAUAAUAGGCCAGACUUGUCUACAGCAACCUGGCGGCACACGAGCAUUCGACGCUGCACAGGCAUUCGUGGGUACGACGGGCACAGCGGAACGUAAUUCUACAUGUGAGGGCAAGGAUUUACAGUCGGGUGACAGGAGCAAGAGGGCGGAAGAUUGGACAUUGCUGUAUAUAAUGGAAAGGUGGUUUCAGCGCCAUAAAACGCGGUUAAGGGAUGGGGACGUGGGAGUAUUGGGGAGGGAGUGUAAGGUAAACAUAAGCGGACAGGCGGAAGCGGACAAGCAGAAAGAACUGGAUAAGUUCAAAAAGACAGUGGAAGAUGAAAUGCAGCAGGUUGGGCAGAAUAUGAAAGAGAAUAUAACGAAAAUAUUAAAUGCAGUGAAAGCAUGCACCGAUAUAAAAUGUGUGAAAGGAGUAAUACAGCAGGAAAUGGAGAAAGAAAAGCGAGAGAAGACCGGGGCUUCGCCCCGAGACACUCCAGAAUUCCGAGCAACGACGACCGAUCCGGGAACAGGGGGAGCGGGGAAAUCGGGAUCACCCGGGGGAUCUUCGGCCAAACCUGCUUCACCGGUCGCGCCCGCCCCGGCCAAACCAGUAGCGGCGAAACCGGGACCCGCGGUGACACCGGCAACGGUGACACCGGGAUCGGGGACGACGACGACAUCUGGUGGUGGUGGUGGUCAGGCUGGUAAGGGUGAUGUCGGAGGUACGGGGAAGGGGCAGAACGCCUGGGAGCAAUGUCUGGGGACGAAAAUAUUGGACUGGAAGCCUCGGGAAAUAUACGUGGUGCUCCCUGAUGAUGAUGAGCAAUGGAACAAGGUGAAGGACGUGUUGGAGGAGUUUAUGGAGUACUUGGAGGAACAUAAUCAGCACUUUGACGGAUUCGGCGCCAACUGUAAUAAUGCAGGUUGGAGUGAUUUCGGUGAUGGUAACCUAUAUAAGGAACAAAGAGUAGCGGAUAUGAUGCGAUGCAGGCUAAUGUCAGGAGCAUUGUGGUUUGCAAACAAAGGGGGCACCGAUGAAGCGGUCAACAGGUUACGCUGCGAGGUGGCAAAUGUAUUUGGGCACUUACUGAAAAAAAUGUAUUGUAAGGAUAAGGGAGGCUACAAGAGAGGUACAGAGUAUGCUUGGGAAACAUUCAGGAAUAUGAAGAGCGAGGGAACAGACGGAGCUGGAAAAAUGGAGGGUCCUGUUAUAAAUUCGGUAUGCACGGAAUGUGGGUACGGGGAACAUAAGAGGAAUAUAAAUGCAAUAAAUUUGGCGAUAGCACAAUGGUUACUGAAGGAAGGAAAAAUAAGUUCUGAAAUAGCACAAAUGGAAAAGGCAAUGCCCUGUGAGACGUAUUGGAAGGAUUAUAUUAAGCCGGUGGCAACACCAGGGCAGCCUAUCAAAGACAGUGUCAGCGACCAAGGGAAGGAGAAGAUAAAGGAAGCACAGGAGAAGAUGACAGCAGAAGUCACCAAGAUAAUUGAGAAAGUGCAGAAAGCAGCGGACGAAAUAAAGGAAGUAGCAAAGAAGAUAAUUGACGACGCGAAGAAGAAAGAACAGCAAGAUGUUCCAGAAGUAAAGAAUGCGGAUGCAUCAGACAAGAACAAGGGCAAGGAUGUGAAGAAUGCUGAUACCAAGGACCACACGGACACGGACAAGAAGACGCAGGACGCAUCUUCCUCGAAACUUCCAAAGCAGGACGACAAAACGCAGGAGGGACAGACCACAGUGUCAUCAUCAACAGAUUCAUCACAGCUCGGCAGGACAGAUGCCACGGCGGGAGGCGAGCACGGAGUAGGGACACAUGGGACGUCGACAGACACGAAGGCUACGGAUUCGGAUGCAAAGUCCCCAGGUAAGCCGACAUGUCCCGCCAGCACCGGCACGUCUGCAGGUGUCUCCAUUAGUUGUGAGACUACCUCGGAUGAGGUAUUAGGCAUGACACCAGAAGUCACAAAACUCCUGGAGCAGGACGAGAAGGAGCGGGCAAAGGCACCCAUUAGUCCUAACCCAAGUUCAGAGACAGGUAGUACAACGGCAGUUGACCCGGGAGAUAAGAACACGCAAUCGGAGGCUCCAAGCCAAAGUCCUAAGCAUGUUGACAGUAGUACAAAAGAAGGUGCACAAGAUGACAAAGAUUCUACAACGGGGGAAACGACAGUAGCAAAAACUGCCGAAGCAGUAGGACCACAGGGUCCCUCUGGUCCAGCAGGUAAACAUGGUGAAGCGGGCACUACCCGUCAAGGUAGCGCCGUCGUGGAUGGCGGCAACGAUGACCCCCCUGCACCGUUGAACCCUCCAUGUACCUGGAAGCUAGAUAUUGACGACGAUCUCUGGAAUUCUGUUACUACUGGUUCCUCUACCUCUGGCCCAAAUGAAGUUCAUUGUACUAGCUCAGAGAACUCUACACAAGAGCGAUCAUGUGAUCUGAAACUAUCACCAGGACUUAUACCCGGAUUAGACAAUGUCGCAGGAGGAAUGGUACCCCCGCACCCAGAACAUAAAGCAUCCCCCCCAUCAACUGUAAAUUUAGGUCAGGGGGGCCGGGGUCCCGCUGGACCCGACCUAACGAACGCCGUCUUUACCGCCACUACUCCCGUACUGUUCUUCCUGUCCGCCCUCACCGUCGCCCUUCUUGGUUAUUCCCUUUGGAAAUAUUUUGCGUACCUCGGAACAAAACGACGACGAACGUUUCGAACCGUUCGUGACGUGCGGUCACCGCCACUCGACGAAGACAUAUUGCAGCAUCUACAACGCGGCGACCUACCGCCACCCGAUUACGGGUACACGAUGAUUAGGGAUAGGCAGCCCGGCAGAUUGCCCGCCGCACGACGCGGACCACGCCCACCACGCGUGAAUCGCCGCACGAUCAUCGAGCUACAUCUAGAAGUGUUCAACGAAUGUGAAGUGACCGAAUGGGAAAACGUGAAAGACGACUAUUUGAAGAUACUUGUGGAGGAGUUUGCACAGCAGUUUGCGCAGGAUUUGAUGCGGGACGACCACAGGCAUAACAAUAUCGUGGGUGUUUCUACCUCAGACCAUGGUUUACCAGGGAACACUGUUUCCUCCACUGACUCGGCAGGAACGGAUCCAUGUCCACCGCAUGAACACGACCCCGAUCCAUGGAGUUGUAUGGAAAACAUACAGUUAGCAACGGAACCUUCUGCAUCUAACGCACAUGACCCUGAUCCAUGGAGUUGUAUGGAAAACAUGCAGUUAGCAACGGACCCUUGUCCACCGAAUGAACCCGACCCCGAUCCAUGGAGUUGCAUGGAAACCACACAGUUAGCAACGGACCCAUGUCCACCUAACAAAGAGCACCCCGAUCGAUGGCGUUGUAUGGAAACCAUACAGUUAGAACGGGACCCUUGUGCACCUAACGAAGAUGACCCCGAUCCAUGGAGUUGUAUGGAAUCCAUACAGUUCGAUGCACCACAGAGUCGUGCUCAUUCCAACCCCGACCACGUGACGUCGCAUUGCACCGAAUGGAUUAACUGGAUUGACCGCAACAAGCACCUAUUGCAGGCGUGCACGACGCAACCGUGGUUUUUGCAAUUAACCGCGGAUUGGACACAAUAUUAUCAACAACAUGCGACAGACGCAGCAUCCAGUGAGCACAGGACAGCCGCAACCAUGGAAAGGCAGAAAUUGGACUUGUGGAGACAGUGGAUAGCGCACCAACAUCAGCAAAUGAGUAUGUAUAAGAAGGAGUGGUUUCAACAUUUGUUGAAUAAUGUAGAGCAGGAGACAGCAUCGCAAAACGGCGAAGUACCUGCAGUUGACACAGACUUAGAAGUGGAAAAUGUAAUGGGCACAGAACACAUGUUACGCAUGAAAAAUGCACCACGGACGCAACUGCAUAAGCAAUCUUACAUGAACAAACCGUUAACCGCUAAAACAUGGAUACUCAUCCUGGCAUUAGUCAUAGAACAGUGCGAGCUCGAGAGUAGUAUGCAAGAGAAGGAGUUAUAUGUGGAUGACCUAUUGGAAACGCUCUGA